AUGGCUCGAUGUUUAGCAACCUGGUCUCUACUGGCCGUUGCCAGCACUGUUACUGUUGCGCAGACCACCAUCAGUGAUGAUCGGACUACCGCGACCGGUACCACCAUCAGCGUCAGUGAAGUCGCAACGCCUUCUGGUGCCUACCAGUCAUAUUCGUCCCAGAUCACCCUCGAUACCACAGACUUGGGAUCCAUAACCACCGGCGACGGCACAAGCUCCACAUUCACCGACAAUGCAACCCAAUCGACCGGACAAUCGACAGUAAAGACGUCGGCCACCGACACCGUCACGUUCUUGACCGGUGCUGCAGGCACUUCAACCACGAGGAUAGGCAACUUCUCGACAUCAGCAGCAACGUCUGCUGCGCCGACCGUCACCAACACCCAGCCGUGCAACAACUACCCCGAGUUCUGUGCACGGAAGUACAGCAACAUCACCGAGAUCUCCUGCCACAACUCGCCCUUCGUACAAACCAACAACCUGGCUGCAAACCAGCAGUAUGACGUUACGCUACAACUAGAUGACGGCGUGCGCUUCUUGCAAGCCCAGAUACAAUGGCCGACAAACGCGACAUCCGGAGAUGCGCCGCACUUCUGCCACACAAGUUGCGAUAUUCUUGACGCCGGGCCCAUCACGGACUGGCUCACCAGUGUCAAGGACUGGGUAGCCGCGCAUCCAUACGAUGUUGUCACCAUUCUUCUGGGCAACGGAAACUACUCCAUCCCUUCCAUGUAUGUGCCAUUCAUCGAACAGACCGGAAUCCUCCGGUACAUCUACACGCCUCCCGUCGUCCCAAUGACCUUGGGCGACUGGCCUACACUGACCGAGAUGAUCUUGGGAGGUAAACGGGUUGUGAUGUUCAUGGACUACAUGGCGAACCAAACCGAAUAUCCCUGGCUGCAGGACGAGUUCGGAUCCAUGUGGGAGACGCCCUUCGACCCUACGAACCAGACCUUCCCCUGCGAUGUUGCCCGGCCUCCCAAUCUGUCCCACAACGACACCAUGAACCGCAUGAGCCUCAUCAACCACAACCUGAACCUUCCGCUCAACAUCCUGGGCGCCUCCAUGCUGGUACCCGCCCGAACCGAGCUGAACGUGACGAACAACGUGACAGGCUACGGCAGUCUGGGCCUCGCGGCGGACACUUGCGUCGGCGAGUGGGCAAAGGCGCCCAACUUCCUCAAUGUGGACUACUAUAAUGACGGCGGGUUCCCGGGUUCCGUCUUUGAGGUCGCUGCAAAGAUGAACAAUGUCACGUACAACCGCAAGUGCUGCGGCGUGUCGACGAGCGGCGCUGCGAGGCACGUUCUCGGCGGUAGCGGUGUAGCGUAUGCGAUGGGCAUCCUUGCACUGUCCUGGGCGUUGCUGUAA
This is a messenger RNA of Anthostomella pinea, 1371 nucleotides long. The record is from the annotation of a GenBank genome assembly. NCBI's taxonomy places the organism in Eukaryota, Fungi, Ascomycota, Sordariomycetes, Xylariales, Xylariaceae.